CUAUUGAAUCGGAAGUCUCAUCCAUAGGCUUACUUCCGCGUUGAAGAGAAAGGUGUAUAUAAACAUUGAACACACAUCAUAACUAGUCUGAGCCUUUAACUCUAGGCGUUUAUCUUCAGCAACAGCGGUUCUGUCUUAUUGCAAACAUGGGCAACUAUUUCACUAUGAUUUUCUCUCGUCCCUUUCCGAAAAAGCAGAUUAAGUUGCUUAUGGUUGGUCUGGAUGCAGCAGGGAAAACAACAGUGCUCUUCAAACUCAAACUCGGUGAAGUUGUCACAACUAUUCCAACUAUUGGUUUUAAUGUUGAAACAGUUGAAUAUAAAAACAUCUCCUUUGCUGUGUGGGAUGUUGGCGGUCAGAGCAAAAUCAGAGGACUUUGGAAAUAUUAUUAUCAGUACACUGAGGGCUUGAUCUUUGUGGUGGACAGCAGUGAUCAUGACCGGAUUGAAACAGCAGCAGAGGAACUAAACGCGAUGCUGGCGGAGGACGAGAUGAGAGACGCGGUUCUGUUAGUUCUUGCUAACAAGCAGGAUUUACCCAAAGCCAUGCCGGUCCACGAGCUGACAGACAGACUGGGUUUACACGCACUGAGAGGACGACAGUGGUUUGUUCAGGCUACAUGUGCGGUUCAAGGGUCAGGUUUAUAUGAAGGACUGGAUUGGCUCUCAGAUCAACUUUCCAGACGAUAAAACACUGCUGAAGAAAGGACUACUUGAAGAA
Molecule: messenger RNA, 720 nt
Organism: Carassius auratus (goldfish)
Lineage: Eukaryota; Metazoa; Chordata; Actinopteri; Cypriniformes; Cyprinidae
Product: ADP-ribosylation factor 5-like
Exons: 5
Coding region: 147-689 (180 amino acids)
Molecular function (GO): GTPase activity; GTP binding
Source: RefSeq, a predicted model, not a curated record